UUGUUAUGCAUGGAGUGGCUGAUCACACAAUAAAAGCACUUUCUCCCUCGACAGUUUUGCGAUGGCACGGAAAACGACCUUCAAGGCUCCCACUUUCACUUCUACUUCCACCAGAGCCCCCACAUUCUGCGCAAUAACUCGCCCGCACUGAGCGCAGGCUAAAUACCUUGGCCCGGCGAGGCAGCAGAGCGCGAGGGCGCGGUACCGGAAAGCAAUAUGGCUUUCGUGGGCAAUGUCUUUCACAACUACGACUCCACGGCAGAGCGAUCUGGAGUUCCAGAUGCAUCGGGCUUAGCCUUCCACCGACGAGGGAGCGUUCCUCACGAAGAAGCUGAAGAAAUCACAUCCGGCGGAAUGUUCAACAGACGAAGAUCAUCAGCAGCUCGAGCUGAGCGGCCGGAAGUUCACCGAAAUCCGAGUGCGGCCCUUCACGAUCUCGAGAAGGGCGAUGCAGUGGAACCAUACGAAGACUCCACGCCGGAGCGCAAAGGCGAAUCAGACUCAGAAUCCCAAGGCUCCGCCGACAAAAAAAUAAACAGACUCGCUCGAACAAUCACAAACUGGAGUCAAGUCCCGUCAAAUCCUUUCGAAGCCGAGAAGGAUUCCGAGCUGGAUCCGCAGUCAUCGAACUUCCGGGCAAGAUCAUGGAUGAAGAGUGUCCUCAAAUUGAGCAAGGAGGAGGGAGGCAAAGAACGAACUGGAGGAGUCGCGUUUCGCGGUCUCAGUGCACAUGGUUGGGGCUCAGGCACAGAUUAUCAAAAGAAUGUCACAAACGUGCUGCUAGAGGGAGUCGGAAUGGUCAAGUCGCUGCUUGGGCUGGCCAAGCCAAACCGAAUCGAUAUCCUUCGCGACUUUGAAGGUCUAGUGGAGAGUGGAGAGAUGCUCGUCGUCCUCGGCCCACCUGGUUCUGGCUGCUCGACGUUCUUGAAGACGAUGACCGGAGAGGUUCACGGCUUCGAAGUGGAUUCUCAAUCAUACCUGAACUACCAGGGUGUACCAGCGAAGGAGAUGCACAAAUACUUCCGUGGUGAAGCUAUCUAUACCGCAGAGGUGGAUGUGCACUUUCCUAUGCUCACUGUCGGAGACACUCUCUAUUUCGCUGCCAGGGCCCGAGCUCCGCGGGAGACCCCAGGAGGCGUCAGCAAGCAUGCUUGGGCUGAACAUCUUCGCGAUGUGGUGAUGGCCGCCUUCGGUAUCAGCCAUACCAUCAAUACUCGCGUUGGAAACGACUUCAUCCGCGGCGUCUCAGGUGGUGAGAGAAAGCGUGUUUCCAUCGCGGAGGCUGUCCUGAGUGGUGCACCGCUGCAGGCCUGGGACAACUCCACCCGUGGUCUGGACUCCGCCAACGCAAUCGAGUUCUGUAAGACUGUACGUCUCAGCGCCGAGCUCGCAGGCUGCGCUGCUAUGGUAGCCAUCUAUCAAGCACCUCAGUCUGCCUACGAUCAAUUCGACAAAGCGAUCGUGCUCUACGAAGGACGGCAGAUUUUCUUCGGACGCACUACCGAGACACGAGCGUACUUUGAGAACAUCGGAUUCCAGUGCCCUGAUCGCCAGACUACAGCCGAUUUCCUGACAUCUAUGACAUCUGCUCAGGAACGUGUUGUCCGCCCUGGAUGGGAGAAGAGAGUGCCGAGGACGCCAGAUGAGUUCGCUGAAGUGUGGAAGAACAGUCCUGAGCGAGCGCAGUUGCUCAAAGACAUCGAUGCUUACGACAAGCGCUUCCCAUUCAAGGGAGAGGCCUACCAACAAUUCGUCGACAGCCGCAAGCAACAACAAGCCAAGGGUCAGCGCAUCAAGUCGCCUUUCACGCUAUCCUACACACAACAAGUCCAGUUGUGUCUCUGGCGUGGCUUUCGUCGAUUGACAGGUGAUCCGGAACUCACCUUCACCCAACUCUUCGGAAACUUCAUUAUGGCUCUCAUUCUCGGUUCGGUCUUCUACAACAUGUCGUACGAUACGAACUCCUUCUUCUCACGCGGCGCAGUCCUGUUCUUCGCCGUCUUGAUCAACGCUUUCGGCUCGGCUCUCGAAAUUCUGACUCUCUACGCACAACGUCCAAUCGUGGAAAAGCAUGAUCGCUACGCCUUCUACCACCCUUCUGCGGAAGCAUGGGCCUCGAUGCUUACGGACAUGCCGUACAAGUUCAUCAACGCCUUCACCUUCAAUAUCCCACUGUACUUCAUGGUGAAUCUGAAGCGAGAGGCGGGCGCAUUCUUCUUCUUCCUUCUGGUAUCCUUCCUCACCACCGUGACGAUGAGUAUGCUGUUCCGAACGAUCGGAUCUGUAUCUCGAACGCUGUCUCAAGCCAUGGCUCCCGCUGCAGUCAUCAUGCUGGCCAUCGUCAUUUUCACUGGUUUCGCGAUUCCGACCGAUUACAUGCUGGGAUGGUGCAGGUGGAUCAACUACAUCGAUCCUGUUGCUUACACAUUCGAGUCACUUAUGGUCAACGAAUUUGCCGGAACCGAAUACGCGUGUUCAGCCUUCGUUCCAGCUACUUAUGGUAGUCUACAGGACGGAUCUCGAGUUUGCUCAUCUGUUGGCUCGGAAGCUGGCCUCGAUGUUGUUCAGGGCACUGUAUACCUGGAGUCCGCCUUCGCGUACUACCCCUCGCACAAGUGGAGGAACGUCGGAAUCAUCAUCGCGUUUGGUAUUGGUCUUAUGGGCGUGUACUUGACUGCCGUUGAAUUCAUCCAGGCGAAGAAGUCCAAGGGCGAAGUUCUCGUCUUCCAGCGAGGACACAUUCCCGCCGCGCUCAAGGAGAAAGUUGCGGACGAGGAGAGCGUGCCCGCUGGGCGCGACGCCAAUGCUCUGACUCAGACCGCCAGCUAUACUGAGGCAACCGAUAUCAUCCAGAAGCAGACAGCGAUCUUCUCGUGGAAAAACGUCUGCUAUGACAUCAAAAUCAAAGGCCAAGAUCGUCGCAUUCUGGACCACGUCGAUGGUUGGGUCAAGCCUGGCACUUUGACUGCCCUUAUGGGUGUAUCUGGUGCCGGUAAGACGACACUUCUUGAUGUGCUUGCCACUCGUGUUACAAUGGGUGUCAUCAGUGGUGAUAUGCUCGUCGACGGAAGGCAGCGCGACUCCUCUUUCCAGCGCAAGACCGGUUACGUUCAGCAACAAGAUCUGCAUUUGUCUACCACGACUGUGCGCGAGGCGCUUGAGUUCAGUGCACUCCUGCGUCAGCCAAGGUCGACACCACGUUCAGAGAAAAUUGCCUACGUGGACGAAGUCAUCAAGCUCCUCGACAUGCAAGAAUACGCCGACGCUGUUGUCGGUGUUCCUGGCGAAGGUCUCAACGUGGAACAACGCAAGCGUCUUACUAUCGGUGUCGAGCUCGCAGCGAAGCCACAACUGCUUCUCUUCCUCGAUGAACCUACUUCCGGACUUGACUCUCAGACAUCCUGGGCUAUUUGCGAUUUGAUGGAGAAGCUCAAGAACUCCGGACAGGCCAUUCUGUGCACCAUUCACCAGCCUUCAGCUAUGUUGUUCCAGCGCUUUGAUCGACUUCUCUUCCUCGCAAAGGGAGGCCGCACUGUCUACUUCGGCGAGGUCGGCACCAACUCCAACAUCCUUUCCAACUACUUUGAGCGCAACGGUGCUAAGCCUUGUCCAAAGGAUGCUAACCCUGCCGAAUGGAUGUUGGAAGUAAUUGGCGCGGCUCCAGGCUCUUACACCGAAAUCGACUGGCAUCAAGUCUGGCGGGACAGUCCAGAGUAUGAGCAAACACACAAGGAACUGGAGAACAUCCGCAUCACUCGAUCUUCACAACCAACCGAAGCUGCUCCAGGUGCCAAUGACCAGGACAGCUACCGAGAGUUCGCCGCACCUUUCGGUCAACAGACCUUUGAAGUGACCAAGCGUGUGUUUGCUCAAUACUGGCGCACACCUUCUUACAUCUGGUCCAAGACUGCACUGUGUGUCGGUGCGGCGUUGUUCGUUGGUUUCAUCUUCUUCAAGGCACCGCUUACCCAACAAGGUCUGACGAACCAAAUGUUCUCGAUUUUCAUGAUCUUUACGGUUUUCGGACAGCUGGUUUCGCAGAUUAUGCCUCACUUCGUCACACAACGAGCUCUGUACGAGGUUCGUGAGCGUCCUUCCAAGACUUAUAGCUGGCAGUCGUUCAUGAUCGCCAACAUCGUCGUCGAACUUCCUUGGAACUCCCUGAUGGCUGUCCUGAUGUACUUCUGCUACUACUAUCCCGUCGGAUUGUACGGCAAUGCCGGAGGCGAAGUCGCUGCUCGAGGAUUCACCUUCUUCUUGUUCAUGUGGCAGUUCCUGCUCUUCACUUCGACUUUCACGACCAUGGUCAUCGCUGGAAUGAGCUCUGCUGAGACUGGAGGCAACAUCGCCAACUUGAUGUUCUCCCUCUGCUUGAUCUUCUGUGGUGUCCUUGCAGGACCUGAUGUCCUACCUGGCUUCUGGAUCUUCAUGUACCGCGUCUCGCCAUUCACCUACCUGGUCAGCGGCCUGCUCUCUACUGGUAUCGCGAACACCAACGUGCAAUGCGCUUCCAACGAGUUCCUCCGAUUCAACGUGGGAGAAGGCUUCAGCAAUUGCGGCGACUACCUCCAGCAGUACAUGAACGAUACAUUCAACGUCGGAUACCUCAGGGAUCCGUCUUCGACUUCGCAGUGCGAAUACUGCACAUACAGCGACUCGAACACCUUCUUGACAGGCGUCAGCAUCAGCUACGGCGACAGAUGGCGAAACUUUGGCAUUCUGUGGGUGUACAUCAUUUUCAACACCGGCGCUGCUGUCUUCCUGUACUGGUUGGCGAGAGUACCAAAGCAAUCCAGAAAGGCCCGCAAGGAGGCCGAGGAAGCGAAGCAGCAGCAGCUACAGCAGCAGCAAACCUCGCAGGUCGCGGAAGAGAAGACUGCGUAAUUUGAUGUGAUGAUGAAGUUUAUUUUGGUUCUGGUAGCUUUUUGAGCGCUGUACAGGUUAGCAUAGAGGCCUCUAGUGAUGGCCUAGAUAGAUGCAUAGGAUGCAGAAGGCAACUUUAAUCGCUGAAUUCAAUUUCAAGACUCAUGCUCAGCAGAACAUUGAGCCUACUUUCGCGACCGA
This is a messenger RNA of Cercospora beticola, 5064 nucleotides long. RefSeq lists its product as uncharacterized. Gene Ontology annotation, cellular component: membrane. Gene Ontology annotation, molecular function: ATP hydrolysis activity; ATP binding; ABC-type transporter activity. Gene Ontology annotation, biological process: transmembrane transport. NCBI's taxonomy places the organism in Eukaryota, Fungi, Ascomycota, Dothideomycetes, Mycosphaerellales, Mycosphaerellaceae. The record is from RefSeq and is a predicted model, not a curated record.